CUAUAUACUCUGCUCGCGUGCUACGCUACUCAUCGCCCCGAGAUCCAUCACUCGCAUUCUCACCGGCGAGCUCAGGGCUCAGCAUCCGCGCGCCUCCUCUCCAAGCAGACCACCACCGCCGGAAGCAUGGCCGCGCCGCUGCUUCGGCAAUGGCGCAGCCUCGCCGUGCUCGGCGCCCUCCUCGGGCUCCACCUCAUCGCCGCCGUGGCGCAGUCGCCGCCAACUACACCCACGACCCCUGCCGCACCAACGACUCCGGCCGCACCCACGACCCCUGCCGCACCCACGACUCCGGCUACACCCACGACCCCUGCCGCACCAACGACUCCGGCCGCACCCACGACCCCGGCCGCACCCACGACUCCGGCUGCACCGACGACACCUAUCGCACCCACGACUCCGGCUGCACCGACGACCCCUGCCGCCACCCCGGUCGCGCCAGCAAACCCGCCGCCGGCUCCGACAACGCCAGCGCCCACCGCCACCCCAGUCGCGCCAGCGAAGCCGCCGCCGGUCGCGCCCGCGGUCGCGCCGGCCAAACCCCCGCCGGUGACGCCGCCACCAGUGACACCUCCUCCCGCGACGCCUCCACCCGCGACGCCGCCCGCGGUGCUCCCACCCGCCGUGCUGCCGCCCGCCGCGGCGCCUCCGCCGACGGCGACGCCUCCGGCCGAGGCGCCCGCGUCGCUGCCUCCCGCGACGACGCCCCCGCCCGUGGCCGAGGCCCCCGCGGAGCUGCCGCCCGCCGAGGCGCCGUCCAAGGGCAAGAACAAGCACAAGAGGAGGAGGAAGCAGCACGGCAAGAAGGAGGCGCCCGCGGAAGCGCCGCAGCCGCUGAGCCCGCCAGCUCCCGCCGCGCCGUCGCCGGCUGAUCUGGAGGACGUGUCCGGCCCUGCACCGUCAGCCGAUGUGAAUGCGAGUUGCCGGCAGCACCAGAACUGGGCCUCCGUCGUCGUGCAGACCGCCAUGGCGGCGCUUUUGUUAUCGCUAGCGUGGUAAACUAAUAAAUCCCAGAGAGAAACGAAAGAUCCAUAUAUCAGCGUACCAGCUCAGCUCAUGGUUUAAUUAUUUCCGCCCUUCCUGUUCAUGCCGCACCAUCAUACAUAGGCCGGUGAGAUUAUCUGCGGGAUUUGUUAUAGGAACCGUUGGAUUGUGGCUUGUGGUAUUUGUUUUUGACACAUUCUGUAUCCAUUUUUUCGUUAAUUUUUGGAAUAAAGACGCACACUUGCUCACACAAA
Zea mays is the source of this 1238-nucleotide messenger RNA. RefSeq lists its product as uncharacterized. The transcript is spliced from 2 exons. Lineage: Eukaryota; Viridiplantae; Streptophyta; Magnoliopsida; Poales; Poaceae. Gene Ontology annotation, cellular component: plasma membrane. The record is from RefSeq and is a predicted model, not a curated record. Bases 127 to 999 code for a protein of 290 amino acids.